Molecule: messenger RNA, 4013 nt
Organism: Liolophura sinensis
Lineage: Eukaryota; Metazoa; Mollusca; Polyplacophora; Chitonida; Chitonidae
Exons: 4
Coding region: 579-1145 (188 amino acids)
Cellular component (GO): membrane
Source: RefSeq, a predicted model, not a curated record
GCACGAGUGUAUGUAUUUGUUUUUUCGGAUUUGUGUGUCAAAAUCUAGUCCGAUCAAAGCGACAGUGAAAGUCUUAUUUUACACGUUUUGUUCCCAGAAGAGAAAUAUUGUCAUGUUCAGACAAGACAACCUGAUGUUGUAGAUUCACCUGAGAUUUUUACACCACGCUACGCAUACCCCCCCGCGCUAUCCUCACUUUAAUCUGAACUGGUAAAACGUGUAGCCCACUGGUAUGCCUGUAUAGCUUCAUUACAACAGUAGAGGGCGUGUAUUCUAGUCGGAAUUUUUAGCCAAGUGUGCGCAGUGAAGGAGAACGAUUAAGUCAGCAGAGAACGAUACACAAGACAGUUUGUGUGACUCUUUGGAUUUCUGGAUUCUCUAUUUUACCGGUAAUUCAACGGAAUUGUCUAAUAUAGCAGGUGAAAUCUAGGUCCUUCUCUACCAGCGAAACAUCUACCGCCAGGUAACAGUGGACGCCACACAGAAGUGGUUCCUUCUCGGAAGUACCCUGUGACAAGACUUGGUGCUGAGACACCGCCAAUACCCCCCGCGAUCCCCACUGAGAGUCCAGUCCGACCAUGGCUAGCGCCCUGCACUGCAUCGCCUUCUUCUUCCUGCUCCUCACAUUCCUUGCCGUUGCUGUUGCCUUCUCAUGUCCAGAGUGGUUGCUGGAUCAACGAAUUCUCAUUUCAAGAGACUCAUUUUAUACAAAGGGACUAUGGUUGCGCUGUCAACGACCAAGCUCAGAUUUCCGCUAUGGAAACUGCGAAUGGCUUUUUGCCGAUAACUUCCGAAUCCAGAAGGAUGAGCCAGUGUGGUUCUUGGCGGUACAGAUUCUGUUUUCGCUCGCCUUGGCUAUCUCCGCUCUUGCUGUGAUCUUUGGCAGCUGUGCAGCGAUCUGUGGUAAACGAUGCCGGGGAUUCUCUGUUACCUGCGGUUUCCUCAACCUCACUUUCCUACUGUUGGUUGCCGCCGUAGCCUUGUUUUGGGCGGAGACUUACGUGAAGUUACAGGCCCGGCCGUCGGGGGAUGGGCUCGUCAUGGGCUGGUCAUUUUGGGUGGCCGUUGGAUCCACGGGCACCUGCCUUAUUUCCACCAUAUUGUACUACUUCCUGAGUAGGCGAGAUUACCACACCGGCUAUUGAGAAUUCCAAACCCAAAGAUGACAUUAUUGUCUGAAUAGCUGGGAGCAGAACCUCCCCAGUUCUAAGCGAACUUUCUGUCAUUGCAAGAACAUGGUGUUUCUGGUAUUUGUCCAGAUAACAUUGACAGACUCUUGGUCCUAAGGUUUGAAUCAUUAUAUCUGGUACGAAUUUGUUUUUAUCAACACGGAAAUGGAUUAAAGGGAAAAGAAAUCGUUUUGGGAGAUAGGAGUUGCCCGGGUAAAGCAGCUGUGUUACUCACGCUUGGGUGCGCUAUAAACUAGCAUGCUGAUUGAAUAUACAGCACUAAUGACCCAGUUUACCAAUGGCAUGCAUAUCUCAUUCAACAAUUAUCUUCGAUUCCUUUUCUCUUUAAUACUAAUAUUUUUUAUUCAUACAUUUGCGUAUUUUACGUCCUAUAGGAGCCCGAUUGAUCAAAUUGGUAACUUUGACACAAAUAUCAAUGUUAUUUUUAUCUAUAUAAUUGUAUGUGUUUGUGAUUUGAAUAUCUUGAUCCUGAUGUUUUAAGUAAAGGUUUUCUAUAUAUUCUUCCUGAUGUUAUUCUUGGCAAAUGUUGCUAGUCACUCCGGAUUUUUCCUGGGAGGUACAUGUAAUAUCAAUCGUGGAUCAUCUGUUCAUUCCAAGUGCAUGUGUGUAAAUACGGUUCUGUAACUAUUAUAUAUACAUGUACAAUUCUGGAUGCUUACUUUUAGGGCUUGUAAUAACCUGUUACUAUAUACCCGAACUUUCGCCGGCUUACUUACAGCUACAGUCAGUAUGCUUUCUCUUCAGUCUGUAUGCUUGCUCUUUAGUCUUUAUGCUUGCUCUUCAGUCUAUUUGUUUGCUCUUUAGCCUUUAUGCUUGUUCUUCAGACUGUAUGCGUGCUGCCCAGUUUGUAUGUUUACUUUCCAGUCAGUAUGCUUGCUCCUCAGUCUGCAUGUUUGCUCCUCGGCCUGCAUGUUUGCUCUUCUGUCUGUAUGUUUACUCUUCAGUCAGUAUGCUUUCUCCUCAGUCUGUAUGCUUGCUCUUCAGUCUGUAUGUUUACUCUCCAGUCUGCAUGCUUGCUCUUUAGUCUGUAUGCUUGCUCUUCAGUCUCUAUGUUUGCUUUUCGGUCAGUAUGCGUGCUCCUCAGUCUGUAUGUUUGCUCCUCAGUCUGUAUUCUUGCUCUUCAGUCUGUAUGGUUGGUUAGCGCGCUAGCACAGCUUGAUGGCCCAGCAGUCUCUCACCAAUGCGGUCGCUGUGAGUUCAAGUCCAGCUCAUGAUGGCUUCCUCUCCGACCGUACGUGGGAAGGUCUGCCAGCAGCCUGCGGAAGGUCAUGAGUUUACCCCGGGCUCUGCCCGGUUUCCACCCAUCAUAAUGCUGGCCGCCGUGGUAUAAGUGAAAUAUUCUUGAGUGCGGCGUAAAACACCAAUCAAAUAAAUAAAUAAAUUCAGUCUGUAUAUUUGCUCUUCGGCAUGUAUGUUUGCUCCUCAACCUGUAUGUUUGCUCCUCAACCUGUAUGUUUGCUCUUCAGUCUGUAUGUUUGCUCUUCAGUCUGUAUGUUUGCUCCUCAGUCUGUAUGUUUGCUCCUCAGUCUGUGUGCUUGCUCUUCAGUCUGUAUGUUUGCUCCUCAGUCUGUGUGUUUGCUCCUCAGUCUGUAUGUUUGCUCCUCAGUUUGUGUGUUUGCUCCUCAGUCUGUAUGUUUGCUCCUCAGUCUGUGUGUUUGCUCUUCAGUCUGUAUGUUUGCUCCUCAGUCUGUGUGUUUGCCCUUCCGUCUGUAUAAUUGCUCUUUGGUCUCUAUCCUUGCGUUUGUUCAGCCGAAUGAAGCGGGCUCACCUGAACAGAGGUCGUCUUAAGUUAGUGAUGCAUCUGGUUUUUUGCCACACUCAUAGUUACCAGUGAACGUCAAAUUUCAGACGUUUGUGAUUAUUAUUACUGCAGAAUGCUAUGUGGUAAUUUCUGUAAAUACUCGGGGAAUGUUGACACUCUCUAUCGCAGGGUAUAAAAUCAAUCUAAAUAGCAGUAUUUGCCUACUUAUUUUUAUAUACAAUAUUCAGUUAGUUUACGAUUAUAUUUCUUGCCAAAUUUGUAUGUUUGUGUAAAUGUCUAAAAUUUUCAAGAGAUUGCCCACAGAUUGAGACUAUGCAAAAUUGUGCAUUUUUCAUAGUCAGUUGGCGAUGUGUAAUACCGUAGGUCUUUGUCCCAUGUCACGAAGUACAAUAUGAAGUCGUAUGGACUGAUCUGUACCUCCAGUGGCAGUCACCUAUACGAGUGGUGAUUCUCCACUUCAAAACAAAGCAGUUCACUCCCUCGCCCAGCCUGUGAGAAUAAAGAAGAACACAGGAUUAAAAAAUAAGAUCUUAGUCGGGAUUCUGAUUCCGUCCGAACAAUGUCACGAUCACGACGCGUUAUGAAUUUUCAUAACUUACUGCAUGUGGAGAUACAUAUCUUCACUGUUAUGUAAAACAAACGCAUGCUCGUGACUUUGGAAGACCCAGUGUUCACGAUCGACCACGACAACGUCCCAUCGACGCACAUUGCUGGAACGAUCGGGGCAGUUUGGAUUGUCACGCCGUCGUGUACAACAACUAUCUUGUAUAGCUCGGGUGCUUCAUGGAUGUGGGGAGAUGAAACGCAACUCCAGAGAUGUGAGGACCUGUCAGCUGAGGAGGAAAUGUAGCUCCGGCCUUUACCCAGACGUCAAACCCUGAAUAUGUAAAAAUGUGUAUUCAUGGGAGAGAAUAAGUGUAGAGCAGGAAGCAGGAAGCUUUCGCUGGCGACGUAGUGGGGCGAUUAUCUCGCGAUGUGUGUCGAUUGAUUUAGAGGAAAGGGGAUUAUCUCGCGAUGUGUGCAGAUUGAUGUAGGGGAGGGGCGAUGAUAUCUCGAUGUGU